CCUAUAGUCCGUGCGACGGCCACACCAGCUGCACAAGCCAGGCGAAAAAACUGAAGAAAAUUUUUUAAAUAAUUUGCGUGCCAUCGAUUUUAUAAUUGGUACUUACUCGAAGUACCCAAGACUCGUUCUUGCCAAGCGGAUGGCUGCCUAAGACGAGGAACUUCAGGAAAAGGUAAUACAAAAAAAGAUCCCAAAAUGACCCAAUAUCUGCCGCCGAAUCUGCUGGCGCUGUUCGCGGCCCGGGAUCCCAUCCCGUUUAUGCCGCCGGUCGACAAGUUGCCGCACGAGAAGAAGUCCCGCGGCUACCUCGGAGUGGCUAAGUUUAUGGCCGACUUCGAGGACCCUAAGGACACGCCGCUGCCGAAAACCGUGGAGACGCGCCAGGAGCGACUGGAACGGCGCCGGCGCGAGAAGGCCGAGCAGGUGGCCUACAAGCUGGAGCGGGAAAUAGCGCUGUGGGAUCCCACAGAAAUCAAGAACGCCACGGAGGACCCCUUUCGCACGCUUUUCAUUGCCCGCAUCAACUACGAUACUUCGGAGUCCAAGCUAAGGCGCGAGUUCGAGUUCUACGGGCCGAUCAAGAAGAUCGUCCUGAUCCACGACCAGGAGUCAGGUAAACCCAAGGGCUACGCCUUCAUCGAGUACGAGCACGAGCGGGACAUGCACGCCGCCUACAAGCACGCCGAUGGUAAGAAGAUCGACAGCAAGCGCGUCCUGGUAGACGUGGAGCGGGCUCGUACAGUGAAGGGCUGGCUACCGCGCCGCCUGGGCGGCGGUCUGGGCGGAACGCGUCGCGGUGGCAACGAUGUCAACAUCAAGCACUCCGGCCGCGAGGACAACGAGCGGGAGCGCGAACGCUACCGACUGGAGCGGGAGCGUGAGGAUCGCGAGGGUCCUGGACGCGGCGCCGGCACCAAUGGCCUGGAUGCCCGGUCUGGACGCGGUUUCGGGGCGGAGCGGCGACGUUCUCGCUCCAGGGAACGCCGCGACCGGGAACGAGAUCGCGGACGUGGCGCUGUGGCCAAUAGUGGUCGCUCGCGCAGCCGUUCCCGCGAGCGCAGAAAACGACGAGCGGGCAGCCGAGAGCGGUACGACGAGUUCGACCGACGGGAUCGGCGUGACAGGGAGCGCGAGCGUGAUCGCGAUCGGGAGCGCGAGAAGAAGAAGAAGCGCUCCAAGUCGCGCGAACGCGAGUCCUCCAGGGAGCGGCGCGAGCGGAAGCGUGAGCGAAGGGAUCGUGAACGAGGCGCCGGAUCCGGCGGUGAUGUCAAGGAGCGCAAGCCCGACUUCCGCGACAUGGACGUCAUUAAGAUCAAGGAGGAGCCCAUCGACGAUGACUAUCCCUCAUUUGACUACCAGAACACGACCAUCAAGCGCGAAGUGGACGACGAGAACGAGGAGAAGUACCGGCCGCCGCCUGCGCAUCACAAUAUGUUCAGUGUGCCGCCGCCGCCAAUUUUGGGUCGUGGCACGGCCAAUCCGAAUCCCAAUCCCGACAAUGGCCAGCAGCAGGGCGCCAGCGACCAGAGCUGGUGGCGUCAGUAGGCAUGGAGAAGCAGCGAGAGGGUCCUGGAGUCUUUCAAGGUUAAUAAUUGUAGAAAUCAGUCGUCUGUGGGUCGCAACUAUUUAUUCAUUCGACUCGAUGCACCGCAGUCCCGGAGAGACUAACCAUAGCAAUCCACGGUUCCAUUUUACACAGAAAAUUUUAAGGUACAGCCUGGAGAGACGCCAGGCAGAACAAGAUUACAGAAACCCCAGACCGCUAAACGCAAAAUCCACUUAUUUGUGCGUAGCUUAAAUCAUUUAAAUUUAUAAGUAACUCUUAACAAAUGAAUAUGAAAGAAAAGUAAGUAAAAUAAAGCUAGCCCUACA
Molecule: messenger RNA, 1872 nt
Organism: Drosophila biarmipes
Lineage: Eukaryota; Metazoa; Arthropoda; Insecta; Diptera; Drosophilidae
Gene: snRNP-U1-70K
Product: U1 small nuclear ribonucleoprotein 70 kDa
Exons: 2
Coding region: 196-1545 (449 amino acids)
Biological process (GO): mRNA splicing, via spliceosome
Cellular component (GO): precatalytic spliceosome; U1 snRNP; U2-type prespliceosome
Molecular function (GO): mRNA binding; U1 snRNA binding
Source: RefSeq, a predicted model, not a curated record